Molecule: messenger RNA, 838 nt
Organism: Pararge aegeria (speckled wood butterfly)
Lineage: Eukaryota; Metazoa; Arthropoda; Insecta; Lepidoptera; Nymphalidae
Exons: 2
Coding region: 108-773 (221 amino acids)
Source: RefSeq, a predicted model, not a curated record
UUAUUAUUGCGUUAUUUCAUUUUAUAAAAGGUUAAUUGUUUUACGAAAUGGUCAUUAAUACUUGGACAUCACAAUUGUGAAUUGAUUACGGUCGAGUUUCAGAUAAAAUGAGAUACCUUCAGUUACUUGCACUGUUAAUAGCUCUAACAUACCAAACAGCAUAUGCAAAAUGUCGGCGCAUGGCCCGGCCCAGCCCUGCAUGGCCAUCAUUACAGAACAUGUUCACCCGUGGCAACAACAUUAUGCCAACGCAGACGCGCAAUCGAAGAUUACCAUUAGAAACAGCCAUGCCAGUCAAUGGCAUGAACGCACCAAUACCAUACAUGAAAUCUUCACCGAAGUGGCCAUGCCAAUUGGAACGACCGUACCCGGUAGCAAUAUCAAACAUGAGGAUUCCAGAAGUAGCAAGAAUUCCAGAAAUACGGAUGCCAGAGGUGCCUAGGAUGAUAGAAGCGCCAAGGACACAACAAUACAUUCCAAACAUGCCAGGGGGUUCAGUCACAAAAGCACCUGCUAUGUUUUCAAUCUCCGAAGUCAACAUGCCAUUCAUGGCUAUUCAAAAUAUGCCUGAGCUUAUAAGUAUGCCUAUUCCUGCCCAAGAAAGAUUUGAAUGUCCAUAUGCAUCGCCUAAAGCUUUAGUUAAUCCAUUCUUACCUGCAGCUUCACCUGUUUCGGCUUUGGCACCGCCAACGUCAAAUUCAUUACCACCUGCAACUCUUCAAGGAAGGAGUCAGUUCUUGAGAAAAAUACCAAUUCCACCACCUACAUUGUAGUUACUUUUAUUAUGAUUUAAAUUGAACUUUAUUUAUUUAGUACUUAAUUGUUUAUUUAUUUUGUU